UCGCGUCUCUGCUUAAGAGACAUUUUUCAGUCCAUAACUUUGAAAAACUGUAUUCAUGUGAAUGUUGCUUGAAGAUGUUUACUCAAUCCGCAAGUUUCAUGAAACACGUGAGAAUUCACUCUGACAAAAAGCCGCAUUCGUGCGACUAUUGUUCAAAAGAAUUUUCUUGCGGCUCAAACUUAAAGAGACAUUUAAAACUCCAUACAGGCGAAAAGCCCUAUUCCUGUGGCUACUGUUCAAAGACUUUCUCUCAGGUAUCAAAUUUAAAGCAACACGUGAGGGUUCACACUGGCGAAAAGCCACUUUCGUGUGACUAUUGUUCAAAGAGAUUUUCUUGUGGUUCAAGCUUAAAGCAACACAUUAGAGUUCACACUGGCGAAAAGCCGCACUCGUGUAACUAUUGUUCAAAGUCUUUUUCUUCGCCGUCGCAUUUAAAGCAACACGUGAGAGUUCACACAGGCGAAAAGCCGCAUUCGUGCGACUAUUGUUCAAAAAAGUUUUCUUGCGGUUCAAGCUUAAAGCAACAUAUGAGGUUUCACACUGGCGAAAAUCCGCUUUCCUGUGACUAUUGUUCAAAACUGUUUUUUAGCGGUUCAAGCUUAAGGAAACAUUUAAAAAUCCAUAGUGGCGAAAAGUCCCAUUUCUGUGACUAUUGUUCAAAAUCAUUUUCUCUGGCAUCAAAUUUGAAGCAACACAUGAGAGUUCACACUGGCGAAAAGCCGCAUUCGUGUGACUACUGUUCAAAGACAUUUUCUUCGGCGUCAUAUUUUAAGCAACACAUGGGAGUUCACGCUGUCGAAAAGCCGUACUCGUGUGAGUAUUGUUCAAAGGAAUUUUCAUGCGGUUCAAGCUUAAAGCAACACAUGAGAGUUCACACUGGUGAAAAUCCACCUUCGUGUGACUAUUGUUCAAAGAAGUUUUCUUGCGGUUCAAGCUUAAAGAGACAUUUAAAACUCCAUAGUGGCGAAAAGCCCUAUGCCUGUGACUAUUGUUCAAAGAGUUUUUCUCUGGUGUCAUAUUUAAAGCUACACAUGAGAGUUCACACUGGAGAAAAGCCGCAUUCCUGUAACUAUUGUUUAAAGUGUUUUCCUCGGGCUUCAAAUUUAAAGCAACACAUGAAAGUUCACACUGGGGAAGAGCCGCGUUCGUGUGACUACUAUUCAAAAGAAAAUUCUAGUAGUUCAAGUUUAACGACAUGUUUUUAACUCUAUAUUGGCGAAAGCCCCCAUCCCUGUGACUAUUGUUAAAAGACUUUUUCUGAGGCUGCGAAUUU
This is a messenger RNA of Uloborus diversus, 1273 nucleotides long. Its product is annotated as zinc finger protein 271-like. NCBI's taxonomy places the organism in Eukaryota, Metazoa, Arthropoda, Arachnida, Araneae, Uloboridae. The record is from RefSeq and is a predicted model, not a curated record.